Messenger RNA from Aspergillus mulundensis, 1002 nucleotides. Its product is annotated as mitochondrial 37S ribosomal protein mS45. Bases 1 to 1002 code for a protein of 333 amino acids. The transcript has 2 exons. NCBI's taxonomy places the organism in Eukaryota, Fungi, Ascomycota, Eurotiomycetes, Eurotiales, Aspergillaceae. Gene Ontology annotation, cellular component: mitochondrial small ribosomal subunit. Gene Ontology annotation, biological process: mitochondrial translation. The record is from RefSeq and is a predicted model, not a curated record. Gene Ontology annotation, molecular function: structural constituent of ribosome.
AUGUUCACAUGGCUUAACGGCGAAGGGGCUGCCUAUAAAGAGCACGUUCCGGGGCAAACCAACUACAUUACUGAUGUGAAGGCGCGCAAGAAGGAUCCGGGGGCUCGUUCGACAAAUCGACCUUUUCCCUUGAACCCCGCUUUUGUCAGUGAGCCCGUUCUGAGCGAGGAGCUGCGAAACGAGAUCUACGAGAGGGUUGUGGUGAAGAAGAAGAGCGUUCGGCUUGUCAGUCACGAUAUGGGUGUUGAUAUGCGGAGAGUCGCUGCUGUCUGUCGAUUAGUCGCGCUGGAGAGGCGAACACGCGAAGAGGGGAAACCACUGGCCCUGCCGUAUGCUCGCUCAAUCCAUGAGAUGGUUCCGACGACUCCGCUGUAUGACGACCCACGUGCGCAGCGUGAGAUGCCUCACGAAUCUAUCAACGACCUUCCCGCCCACCGCCUCACCGAUGCUCAAAUAUUCUACCCUGUCUCUGAAUCUCGGCACUUCACCCGUGUUGAUGCUGGUCGCGUUUUCUCCGCAGCCCCAGCUCGUAACCACGACAUAGUUGCGCAGGAACUCGCAGAUCCCUCCAAGGCCAUGACCCGCAUCACCCGGAACCCUUCUCAAAUUGAAACUGUCGGCAAGGGCGACAACGAGCAGGCCGUCCUUCAGCCCGCCGACGUUCGCAUCCCUCACCCCGCCCUCAUCGAUCUCGAGCGCGAUCGCAUCGCCAGGCCGAAUGAGAUGAACGCUGUCAUUAAAGGCCAUAUGGCGCGCCUUGAGGAGGAAGAGGCCGCCGAAGGGGAGCGUAAGCGUCGCGCUGAGGAGCGUCGCGAGAGCCGGAUACAGCACGUCACGCCAGAGGAGUCUCGCUUCGAGUUCCGCUUCAAGGAUGUCGUUGUCAGCAGGGAGACUACCGGUGUUGACGGCCGUGGUGCUAAGGCUCCUGGCCGGAGGUACGGUGUGCCCAGCGAUGACCGGAAGAAGGGUCAAGUCAAGAUCCCUACCCGGGUGGAGGUCUGA